Dioscorea cayenensis subsp. rotundata (Guinea yam) is the source of this 686-nucleotide messenger RNA. RefSeq lists its product as uncharacterized. The record is from RefSeq and is a predicted model, not a curated record. The transcript is spliced from 5 exons. Gene Ontology annotation, cellular component: EKC/KEOPS complex. Bases 143 to 454 code for a protein of 103 amino acids. NCBI's taxonomy places the organism in Eukaryota, Viridiplantae, Streptophyta, Magnoliopsida, Dioscoreales, Dioscoreaceae.
UCCCUGCUUCGUUGCCCUAUUUGCUUCAUUCCUACCUCCUCUCGUCUUCCACACAAAGUCGGUGUUGGUGAGCACUUGUGACUCCUUUUCUUCUCCGUCAUCUCAGGCUAUUUAAUUUUUCAUUCUCUUGAAGGAGGUGAUAAUGGCAGCUGUGGUGUCUGAAGCUUGCAAAGAUGUUGCAUCCAUAGCAUCAUCUGGUUGGGACUUCAGCUGCAGUGACUUCGAAGUGGAUUAUGGUUCGGAAGAACAUGCAACCAUUGUCCAUGAAGCAUUAGCAGUUGAUCAAGAGUUGCAACCGGACAAGGUUCGCAGGCAUACAUCUGUUUCUGAUGGCAAACUUAUUGUACGCUUUGAAGCAGUGGAGGCUAGAUUUCUUCGGGCAUCAUUCAGUUCAUUUAUAGAUCUCGUCGUCUUAGCAACAAAACUCAUUGAAGAAUUUAGUCCUCAAAAUUAACCUUCAGCAAGGAGACUGUCCAUCAGAGUGACAAGUCUUCAAUUUCUCUAACAAAUCAAGAGAAGUGGCAAGAUCUUAUUAUCCUUUAUUGUGUUGUGCCCAUUGUUACUGUUUGUGAUUAUGGAUCAAGUAAAAAUUUUACUUAUGGUAUAUAUAUUUGCAUUCAUCAUUGUGCCAUGACAAUUACAGUAUCUGUUCAGAUGGUGAAACAUUUUUUUAAUGCUUUAAUUGA